This is a messenger RNA of Erpetoichthys calabaricus (reedfish), 1097 nucleotides long. Its product is annotated as membrane-spanning 4-domains subfamily A member 4A-like. The record is from RefSeq and is a predicted model, not a curated record. Lineage: Eukaryota; Metazoa; Chordata; Cladistia; Polypteriformes; Polypteridae. The transcript has 7 exons. Gene Ontology annotation, cellular component: membrane. The coding region runs from base 137 to 805 and encodes 222 amino acids.
UCUUUCAAGGAUAUCAUAAUUAAGUCAAGGCUUUCAACGUUUUAACUGCUUGGUAAGAAAGUCAGCCAGCUGUUGAAAAAAAAAAUCUUUAAUUCUACGGAUUACACUCUCUAAAAUACUUCAGUAUCUUAGAGACAUGUCAGUGGUUGUCACAGAGGAGGUGCCGGGUUUAAAGCCCAUGCAAGUUAUUUCUCAAGACUCCAUUCCUGGUGAUCCAUCUCCAAGUGCUGGAAGCACUUUUCCUUUUUUACAUGCAGAACUCACCAGUGACUUCAAUGAGCCAAUCCGCAAGUUAAAUAAGUUCAACAGAGGACAGCCACAGUCUCUAGGGAUUGUUGAAAUCAUGAUUGGACUAGUAAAUAUUGUGUUUGGCUUCAUAUUUUCAUUUCCUUUGACAUAUGCCAAUGGCACUCCAUUCUGGACAUCUGCAAUGUAUAUCAUUUCAGGUUCUCUCUGUAUUAUUGCUGACAAGAAUCCUGGUGUGAUUAUUGCAGCCUUAACCGGCAACAUUGUCACCGCAGUUAUAAGUGGAAGUACCAUCUAUAUAUAUUUGUUUGAUUCAUCUUUUCGAUUUUCAUACUUUUACAAAAUUUCUGACUGUCAGAAAUUAAUAGACUUGUUAAUGAGUACAGAAAAUGGAAUCAAAGUUGUUUUGCUAGUUUCAGCAGUCCUAGAAUUUUGUGUUUCCACCUACAUUGGAGCCUUUGGAUUGAAAGCUGUUUGUGGUAUAAAGUCUAAGUGUGUUGUCAAGCCAUGUUUUGAAGAGGCAAGACCACUUCAGGUGCCUUCAGCCCAAACAGUCUAGAAGACUUUCCAUGUGCUGAAGUCUGCACUGAAGCUGUAUCACUUCUAUUCCGUUCAACAUUAAAGCUGGCUUAUAUCAUAGCAAAUAAGACAGCUGACAUAAGCAAGACCUCAAAUUUUGGAAUUUCUGAGACAGGAAGCCACAUGAUAAUAAAGUGCUAGUAAAUGCUAAGCAUUGGUUUUUUAAACUUAUACUGAAGUGCUGUUCACUCCAUUCUUUCUAUGUUGUUCAUUAUAAAUGUAUGAAUGAAACUUUCUAUUUCAAGAAAUCUGUGUCAAGUGAAUUUAAAAUG